AUGUCUCGUGUUUCUGUCUCGUCCUGUGACUCAGCGGCGGAGGCCUACGACCCAAAACCGCUAGAUUCAGAAUACUCACAGGCAAACCUCAACAGACAGGCUACCAAUGGCUCUGGAGUGUCACGGAUCCUAGAAGGCCUCAGGGAUGAACACCAGCAGGACAACGAGGAGAAUCUGAUCAAGUCGGCCGUUCCGCUUGCCGAGGAGGCCAUCUACGACGAAAUGGACCGUAUCUCUCGGGAGCUCACUAGACUGAGUAAGGAUAAGGAGCCCCGUUCUGAUUCUGUAAGUGAGGAGUCCCUGGAGGCCCUGGACCACCCGAUCGAUGGGUCUUUUGCAUUGUGGCAGGCUGUAUUGACGAUGCUUUUGGUUUUCCUGACCUGGGGCGCCAACGCCGCUUUUGGUGUUUUCUUGAACUACUACAUGUCCAACAGCCUGUUUCCUGGUGCCACGAAUUUCGACUUUGCACUUAUAGGUGGCAUCGUGGUGUUUUUGGCCCAGGCCUUGGCGCCCAUAUGCUGCUUUCUCAUUAGUAUGUUUGGCCAAACGCCCAUUCUUCUAGCGGGGUUGGUGCUCCAGACUCUAGGCUACAUUUUAGCGUCCUUCUGCACGAAACUCUGGCAAAUCUACUGCUGCCAGGGUGUUCUUGUGGGCUGCUCCUUCAGUUUAAUUUUCAUUCCCGGCACGUUGGUGCUUCCGACGUGGUUCCAAAAACGAAAGUCCACUGCGAUGGGAAUCUGUGUCUCUGGUGCUGGUUUGGGAGGGUUGGUCUUUUCCUUGUCCCUCAACAAGCUCAUUUCUCAGACGGGAGAUCAGAGGUGGCCCCUUCGUAUGGUGGGCUUUGUUACACUCGCUACCACCUUGUUUGCAAUCUGCUUCCUAAGGCCCCGGAACAAGAAGACAAUCGACUUCAAUACUUCAAGAGUCACCUGGGAACGUACGGUCGCAAUCACCAAAGUCGUUUUCAACCCUGAGCUCUUCAAAUCGCUCCACUAUAUUGUUUUGGGCUUCUGGUUUGGCUUGUGUCUCUUGGGCUACGUCAUCUGUCUCUACUCCUUCUCACCCUAUGCCUCAUCCAUAGGCUUGACUCACGACCAGUCCAACAACCUUUUGGCUAUUUUGAAUGCUGCACAAGUCGUUGGUAGACCGUGCGUGGGGAACAUUGCCGACUACUGUGGAAGAACAAACACCGCCAGUUUCUUCUGCGUGUAUUUGGCCAUUUUAAUUUUGGCAUUCUGGCGCCAUGCUACGUCGUACGCAGCUCUCAUUGUGCUUUCAGUCUUACUCGGCGGCCCUGCCGGUGUUGGUUCGAUCAUGUCCCAAUCGCUCGGCGCUGACAUUCUAGACGCUCAAGAAAGACCCCACCUUAUGCCUGCUGCAUGGUCGGGUCUCAACAUUAUUGUCUCCAUCUUCUCGCUCCCUUCAGAAGUUAUAGCCAUUGCAUUGAAGGAGGAGGAAAACGCCAAUCCCUUUGACCAUGCCCAGGUGUUUACUGGGUGCAUGUUUUUACUAGCAUUUUUACUUCUUCUUUUCAACCGCGAGUACCUCGUGAGAAAGAAAUUUCAAAAAAGAAGAGCGCAAGCUGAAGCUUCGUCGGGCUACUUGAAGGCGACUGACCUUGUGGAGGAUGAUGAGAAAGAGCUUACGAAGGCCCGCAUGGAGCGUUACGACAGGUUACUCCAAAACAACAUCAAGUAUUAUUUCAUCCGCAUGUUGUACCCCGUCAUUGUUUGA
Molecule: messenger RNA, 1734 nt
Organism: Candidozyma duobushaemuli
Lineage: Eukaryota; Fungi; Ascomycota; Pichiomycetes; Serinales; Metschnikowiaceae
Exons: 1
Coding region: 1-1734 (577 amino acids)
Biological process (GO): transmembrane transport
Molecular function (GO): transmembrane transporter activity
Source: RefSeq, a predicted model, not a curated record